Messenger RNA from Lactuca saligna, 2243 nucleotides. NCBI's taxonomy places the organism in Eukaryota, Viridiplantae, Streptophyta, Magnoliopsida, Asterales, Asteraceae. The record is from the annotation of a GenBank genome assembly.
AUGCAAUUAUUUCUGUUUUACGGAAACGGAGGAGAUCCGUUAAACAGAUGCAAAUCCGUUGAAAUCCAACAGAGAAUGGAGUUUGAUCAAGAUAAUAUCAGACCAGUGGUAGAAGAAGAAGAAGAAGAAGAAGAAGAAGAUAGAUUGAGCAGGUUGCCAGAUGAGGUUAUUCGUAAUAUCCUGUCUUGUAUUGACAUGAAAUUUGGUGUUCAGACAUGUUUGUUGUCAACAAGAUGGAAGCUUGUCUGGACAUCAAUUCCUUGUCUUAAUUUCUCAAGUCGGAAAUUUGGUUGUUUACAAAAGUUUUCCGAAUUCGUGACUAAUGUUUUGUCUAAACGCAACAAUCAAAUACAAGUGUCAUCCAUCAACCUGGUAUUUUCCCAUAGACAAGAUUAUUGUGAAGUUAUAGUGAGAAAGAUUGCAAAUUAUGCCUUCUCUCACAAUAUCCAACAACUAAAUGUCGCUGAUGAUGAUCCUAAUAGGCUCCAUGAAUUCCCUGCUUGCCUUUUUAGCUCUCACUCUCUAAAACAUUUUACACUUCGUAACUGUUGUAUAAAAUCACCACCCACAACGCCUUGGGAUUUUCCAGCUUUAACAACUUUGCAUCUCAGUUACAUCGUAUUAAUGUCUAAUAAAACCACUAAGGACUCUGUACAUGAUAACAUUUUCACCAAGUGUGUCAACUUAAAAGACCUCACUCUGGAACAUUUCCGUCUCAUGGGCAUGAAGGUAUUUGACAUGGUAGCCCCUCGACUUUCUAAUCUCAUUCUUAUCGAGGGAAGAAAUGUAAAAGUCGUCAAUGUGAUUGCACCACAACUUGAGAAUCUCACGAUAAUUGACACCUCAUUGGAGUACUUGAAUGCUCCAGCAGGAGUUUCAUCUUUGUGCUACAAGUGUUAUUAUGGUCCUCCCCUGCAAUUGUCUAAAGAUGGAUUUCACUCCCUAAACCACGUCAAUAUCUGCUGUUUGGGUUGCUAUCCAGUAUUUGAAGAUGCUCGCAAAAUUAUUAACAUUCUUCAAGAGCUCCAUAGUGUCAAAUAUCUAACACUUAAUGUGCAAAUUAUUGAGUGUAUUUCCUCAUUUCCGGAUUAUUUAUCGCACCUUCCAUCACCUUUUGGCAACUUAAUUUGCUUGAGUAUGGACUCUCGCAUGAAUGUGGAUGCAUACAAAGUAAGAAUGUGUAGUGCAGCUAGAAACUUCUUGUUUGACAACUCCCCAAACGCGACGUUCACCAUGGACUUACCCGAGGAAACGCCUGGGCUUGCUGUUACGCCGAUUGACUGGUGGAGGUAUGUACGUAAGUACACCUUCACGGUGUCAACAGCUGCCAUUGUAGACGAUAGUCAUGUAUUUAAGAAGACCAAGAAGGAUAAGAAGAAAAAGGAGGAGGAGAAGAAGUUGUCACGUCUGGAUGCCAUCAUGGUGAUUCAGAGGGCUUUCCGAGCAUAUGUGAUAAGGAGGUCCCAGGCUCUUUGCCUGCUACGUGACCAGGCUGUUGCAAAGGGAGAAGUGCUUAAGGAUCUCUGGGCGUGUUGAUCUAAAAGGAAAAAGCACGUCAUGAUUAUAAUUAAUUAAUUAUUUAUUUAUUUAGGUUUAAGAAAAUAACUGUUUGACCCAAGUUUGAUAUUUGUGCCUUCUCUGGUUCCAUGCUAUGUUAAGCUUGUAGUUGUAUUCAUAAGCUAUGGCUACAUCGAGUCUAAUACUCGUUUACAUUACCUUGUUCCCAUACCCAACCUGUGAAUCAGGCUGCUGGCCUGAUCAAAAGAAAUCAACCUGCAAUAGUGAAAUAUAUGACCUGGUCUAGGCCUUAAGCCCUAUUGAUUUUGACUUUUGUGAUGCUGGAGGAUAGGAUUGUUGCGUAAUGUUGCAUUUGUGUUUUAUUAUGUAUUAGCCUGUUGGAACUUUGUUCUACAAAAAUACAUGUGAGAUUUGUCCCACUACAGGAAGAAGAGAAAACCUUCUUAAAAUCUCACAUAUAGGAAGAAGAGAAGAGAAAACCUUUUAUGCUUUAUAAGACUUUUCCUACUCAUUUAGGACUAGGUAAUGUGUUUAGUAUCUUGGGUUUAGGUUUGGGUUGUGGUGUUGCAAUAUUUAUUAUAUAUAUUAAUCUUUAUUUAUUAAAAUUUGUUAAGUAUAUAGAAUUAAUUGUUUGACAGUUUAUUUUUAUUUAUUAAAUUUUGUUAGUUAGAGAAUUAACUGCUUGACAAUUUUUAGCAGUUAUUUUUGGUUGAUGUUUUACAACC